Molecule: messenger RNA, 1412 nt
Organism: Apis florea (little honeybee)
Lineage: Eukaryota; Metazoa; Arthropoda; Insecta; Hymenoptera; Apidae
Gene: Hmgcl
Product: hydroxymethylglutaryl-CoA lyase
Biological process (GO): ketone body biosynthetic process; L-leucine catabolic process
Molecular function (GO): hydroxymethylglutaryl-CoA lyase activity
Source: RefSeq, a predicted model, not a curated record
AUAUUAUACAAUAAUAAUAUAUCUUUUUCUAUGAAAAAGAUAAGAUUAUUUAGUAAUUUUGUAAAAAUAGUAGAAGUUGGACCUCGAGAUGGAUUACAAAAUGAAAAAAAUAUUGUUCCAACUGAAAUUAAAGUUGAAUUUAUUAAUAAACUAUCAGAAAGUGGAUUAAAGAAUAUAGAAGUUACUAGUUUUGUGUCUCCAAAAUGGAUUCCACAAAUGGCAGAUAAUGCACAAGUAUUCCAAAAAAUUAACAAGAAAAUGGAUAUUUCUUAUCCAGUAUUGAUACCAAAUAUAAAAGGCUUAAAAAAUGCUUUAAAAGUAGGUGUAAAAGAAAUAGCUAUUUUUGGAGCUGCAUCUGAAACUUUUUCAAGGAAGAAUACCAACUGCUCUAUUAAUGAUAAUAUGAAAAAUGCUAAAAUAAUUAUUGAAGAUGCAUUAAAACAUGAUAUUAAAGUCAGAGGUUAUAUAUCAUGUAUUAUUGAUUGUCCUUAUGAAGGCAAAAUUAAACCAAUAAUUGUAGCCAAUUUAACUGCAUUCAUGUUAGAAUGUGGAUGCUGUGAAAUUUCUUUGGGAGAUACUAUUGGAGUAGGAUCACCUAAUAAAAUAAAUUUAUUAUAUGAAUUAAAGCAUAUAUCAAGUGAUAUGAAUAAAUUUGCAAUGCAUUGUCAUGAUACAUAUGGGCAAGCUUUAGUUAAUAUUUAUGCUAGCCUUGAAUGUGGUAUAAGAACUUUUGAUUCAUCUGUUGCUGGUCUAGGAGGUUGUCCAUAUGCAUUUGGAGCUUCUGGUAAUGUUGCUACAGAAGAUUUACUUUAUUUGUUACACGAGGAAGGUUUAGAAACUGGAGUCAAUCUCAAUGAAAUAGCAAAAAUAGGAGAAUUUAUUAGUACUCAGCUUCAAAGAAAAAAUCAAUCUAAAACAGGUAUUGCAAUUCUUGCAAAAAGAUAUUUAAAAAAGGAUUUAUAAUUAUAUUUUUAUAAACAUAUUAAAAAACACAAAUGAUAUAAUAAGAAAAUAUAAAUUUAUGAAACAGCUUAGAUCAUAAUGUAAAGAUUCUAUUUUACUUAUUAAAUUUUAAUUAUUUUUUAAAAAAUGCAUAUACAAUCCAUAAGAAUAUUAUGUUAUAAUUAAACUCAUUAUGAUGUGCUAUUUUUGUAAAUAGUUAUACGUUUUCUACGAUAUUAAGAAUAUACAUAUAAAGCCGACUUUAUUAAAAAAAAUAUAUUAUAAUACAACAUGACAACAGAAUGACAAACAAGAUAUAAUUCGCAUUGUAUGUAGAAUCUGUGUUACGAAAUAUUUGAUAAUUCUUGUAAUAUAGCCUGUGUGUCUAAUGUACUCAAAUCUAUUGAUCCCCGAGUAUCAAUUACAACUCCAGUUACCUAAAAAAUAAUAUAAAUAUUAAAAAAAGAAAU